Molecule: messenger RNA, 4963 nt
Organism: Linum trigynum
Lineage: Eukaryota; Viridiplantae; Streptophyta; Magnoliopsida; Malpighiales; Linaceae
Source: the annotation of a GenBank genome assembly
UACGCACAAAUAACUUACUUUUAUAUUUUAUGACAAAAAAAUACUUUUUUUGAACUGUUAAGCCGACCUUGAAAUGAAGAAAGCCACGCGUUCAUCAGGGACGAUGCUUAUAUCAUAUUCAUGUGUACGUUUCACCUCUCUUUUCUCUGGCAACUAAAUUUGCGCAAAGCUAAAAUUUGGGGAGUAGAGAGAUUAUACAGGGAGGAGACGGAACCUUAAGAACGCGUACAAGAAGGUUUGAUUUCACUCUCCCGCCUCCAUUCAUCAACCCCCGUUCUUCUAUUCGCCGUCACCUUCGUCGUGUUCUUCUUCUUCUACGACGAGGGUAGCUGUUAACUAUGUCUACUUUGAAUUUCCCUCCGGUGCUUCCUUCUCCCAGAGACGAUGCCAUUCUUCUCCACAAAGCUUUCAAAGGAUUCGGGACUGACACCUCGGCAGUUAUAGAUAUUCUGGCCCAUCGAGAUGCAGCACACCGUGCCUAUAUCCAACAUGAGUACCGAACAAUGUUCUCGGAGGACAUCUUCAAGCGCUUGUCAUCAGAACUUAGUGGCAAGCUGGAGAAUGCAGUUCUUAUGUGGAUGCAAGAUGCCCCAGGAUGUGAUGCUGUGAUUGUCAGGCAGGGUUUGAUGUCUGAAACAACUAAUUUGGAUGCCGUAACUGAAGUGAUCUGUUCCCGUACGCCUUCACAGAUACAGUUGUUCAAACAGCACUACUAUGCGAGGUUUCGUGUUUACCUCGAGCAUGAUAUCGAAACUCAUACUUCUGGAGAUCAUAAAAGGUUGUUGCUUGCUUAUGCAAGCACUCCCCGCUACGAAGGCUGGGAAGUUGACAAAGAGGUGGCUGAGAAUGAUGCCAAGACACUAUACAAAGCAGGGGAGAAGAGGUUGGGAACUGAUGAGAAGACAUUCAUCAACAUUUUCAGCUCGCGCAGCUCUGCUCAUUUGGCUGCCGUUGAUGCUGCUUACCAGAACUUAUACGGACACGACCUGAAAAAGGCUGUGAAAAAGGAAACAUCAGGACAUUUCAAGCAAGGACUUUUGACCAUUCUGUUGUGCUCAGAGAAUCCUGCAAAGUACUUUGCAAAGGUGCUGCACAAGGCGAUGAAGGGUCUGGGCACCAAUGAUACAGCACUGAUACGGGUAAUCGUGACGAGGACCGAGAUCGAUAUGCAAUACAUCAAGGCCGAGUACCUGAAGAAAUACAAGAAGAAACUUAAUGAUGCUGUUCAUUCUGAAACAUCAGGGAGUUACAGGAAGUUCUUGCUUGCCCUUCUGGGACCUGCCGAUUGAGGUGUUGGUGUGUUUGAACCAGAAACCUAUGAUGUACUACUACUUGUCAUGCAUGUCUGUGUUAUGUAAAUUAGGUGUUUAGGAGGUUUGGUAUGCUGUGGAUUGAUGAACUUCUUCAUGGGGUUGGUCUCUUCUGUGGUUUACUUCAUGCUUCCAGCAUUUUGUUGUAUAUAUGAGUGAUUUCUAUCUGCUUACCAGCUUUAGAGUGUCGAGGUAGCUUCAGUUAUGAGUUAAUGACAGAUUAUCGAUUCGCUUGAUUUCCGACGAAAUGUAAACCAAACCGUUAAGGGGCCUUAACAUGGUCACAUCAAAGAGAAAUGUAGCGAACAAAAUCAUUCAUUACGUUUGUGUAAAAUAUUUGCAACUCUAAACUCGAAAAAAGAUACGAACACGAUGAACGCUUUAAAGUCGAAUCAAGAAGUAUGAAAUCUGCGACAACGAGAGCUAAAAAGUUGAACUGGAAGUGAUAACUCAUAAAAGUGGCUAGAAGUGCUUUCGCGAGAGGUUGGACUUGGACAUAUUUGGGCCUUAGUCUUGUGUGGUGUAGUUUAUGCCUCGUGGUGAUGGACCAACUUUACUCAAUCUAUUGGGCUUAAAACGGUGGAUAUCUUAUCAAUGGGCUUGGAUGAGCCCGUUUUGUGCUUAUUGGAAUUGCUUGGGUAGCGAACUCGUAAUAGAGCCCAUUUUCAGUAUAUGAUUCGUUGAGGGUGGACUCCGUUUGGACUUUAUUUCCUUCUGCUUUGCUCUUUUUCUUCUUGAGCUUCAAGCUUGGCGAUGGCAAUGGCCAAUGAUAUCUCAUAUAUCUAGUCUAGGGGUGGAGGGCCAGUUGGUCCGGUUAUAAUCGAUAACCGACAACCAAACCACCUAUCAAUUCUACCGACCACCGAUCGAAAGAGGGCUUAAGCCUUCGGUUAGCUCGGUUUUUGGUUAACCGAACAGCCCUCAAGACCAAAACUCAUAUCACCCAGCCUCCGAACACCGACUGAAUUUCGUUUUUAUCAGUUAUUAGUUAGUGGAUAACUGGUCGGUUUGGUUUUAACCAGUCGGUUAAUCGCUAACCGAUUGACCAGCCCUACACAUAUCCCAUACAUUAUGCAAAUUUAUCAUAUACAAAAAGUUCCCAAACCUGCCAUCCGUCCAAAAUUUUGUUAGUUUUGUGUUAAAUGUGAUUGACUUGAUUCGUUCAAAAAGUGAAAUGACCAAAUUACUUUUUAACUUUCACGGACAAGGAAAAAGGAUAAAAAAAAAUCUCUUAUAUCAUCCUUUUGCUCUUGGGUCCAUCUAUUGCUCUAGAGCGUGUCAAACAAUACGAGGGCAAAUUGAGAAGCAUGUUUGCCUUGAAAAGGUUGAGAUACCAAAUCUCUGUUAAAAGGAUUUCUAUAGAGAAGAGAGGUUCCUGAUGAUCUCUAUAUUGCAAUACGCUCGAUCAUUAACUCUUCGUAUUGCUGCCGACAAUUCCGAAAAAUCAUAUAAUGAGUGUCUAUUUUAACCAAAAUUUUGAGAGUGAAAAUUUUUGUGCAUUAGAAUUUCAAAGAUUAGGACUCAAAUUCUACAAAUGAAAGGCUAAUGUAAAGCUAUAUAAAAGCCAAACUACUUUGAAUUUUUAUCUCUUUUUAAAUCGUUCAUUUUAUCCAACAAAAAACAAAGCUUGUAAUCUUCUCUUUUCAAAAAACCAUUCCAACACCACCUCGUCAGUGGGAAGCAUGCACCAUUGAUUAGUCGAGAGAGCUAGGGUUCCCCCUUUUACUCUUCCUAGCUACCUCCUUUGUUUGAGUUGUCUUCCCUUUCCUAAUAUUGAAAGCAAAGAAAAGCUGUGAUGAGAGCUUUCUCGUUGACUUAACCCCAUAAAAGUGUGGCAAAUUUUUAUAGGGUAGUAGUAGUAGUAGUAAAAGGGAAUCCAAUCCCAUCCCAUCCCACACCAACAACAAAACAAAAGCUUAUUGCAUGUCCCCUUUCUUUUAUUCUCUUUCUUGUUCGCCAUAUGAUAUGCUUUGCCCAUCUAGUAACACCAACUUUUGUUAGCAAGUUAUAUAUGAUGUAUAAUUGAAGUAGUUAUGGAGGCGUUUAACGAUUCCAUUUGACAUAAAAUCGAGAAACAGAACACUUUAGAUACAUACGGCUUAGUAUGAUUCUUCAAAUUUAAUUAGGACCUUAUACUCUCCUUGACGUUAGCUCAACUUAGGACCCCAAUUAGAUCAAAGAUCAUUAGAUACACAGGCUUUAGUAUAAUUAAAUUUUUUAGGGACCCCAGUCGACUCGAAGUUUGGUCGCGCCACUGAAUUGAACCUCUUCUAAAAAAAACUCGAGUUAUCGGGAGAAACAGGUUCUGACAAAGUAUCAGAGUUUUCUGUGAUCGAUAGGUCUUCUAUUGGAUUGGAUAUCAGUAACUUCUGCCGGUAUGUAAGCACAUGGGGUCUGAUAUAAGGUGAUGCAUGUGCACACUUCAAGCCUGCAUGAGUAGCUUUGGUGUGAGAGCGCGUGAUCAACUAGUUCUUGACACCGAUAUAUAUAUGAUUUGAUUCUUUGGUAAUAGAUCUCCACCGUUGAUCAUGCAUGGCUUUGAUUGAAAUGCAUGCCAUUCUCUUCUCCUCCAUCAUGAUCUUCUUCUUUACUCAUUGCUAGUUGUUUGUCGCGCUCUAGCUUCUUAUAGCUAAUCCAUCAUAGCACCGAGUUGUCUAAGGAGCAUGUGUGCGUGCGUGCACUCGAUGCAUGGCGAAAGCAUAGCAAUAAGGAGCUAAGGGAAAGGGAGGGAGAAAGAUGGCAAGAAACAAAGUGGUAUAUGGUUUUGGUUCCUUAUUGAUGUUGUUUUCUGCUGUGGGGGAGAGGGAAUAUAAAGCUUUUUGCCAUUGUCAAAAAGAUGGGGCAUUUUCCUCCCCUUUUAACAAAAGGUUGGCUUUUUGUAGUGCUAGAGAGAGAGAGAGGGAUGACGACGAUGAUGGAGGUUUUGUAGUAAAGUUAAGUGGGAAUAGGGGAACUCCACUCCACUCAAUGCUGCCUCCAAUUUCUCAUAAUUAGGAAUCACAAUUAGCAAGUUCUAGUGGGUAUCUCGAUGUCUAUACAUAUUGUUGUUUUCAAUAUUUUUUUCUACUAGUAAUUAAGAAUGAUAAUGGGAAGAUCAGCUGGGUAUCUCGGUAUUCAUAUAUGUUUUAUGAUAGUUUGGGUGUGGAUCAAGUUAUAUAUAAGAAUUGUGGGUUGGGUUAGAUUGAAUCAUUAGUAUAUGUACUUGAAAGGAAAGUAGUAUUGAUUUUUUAUUAAAAUAAUGAAUAAUCGAACUAUAACAUGAUAAAUGUUAUUAAAUUUUUUUUUUUUAAAUUGAGAUUUUCAACUGUUUACAAUUUUAUUCUAACUAAAAUAUGAGAUGAUAAAGGUAAAGUAUUAAAUAAUUUGAGUAAAAUUACAUACAAAGUAAGAAGAAAAAAACGAGUGUAGAACAAAGCGGGUGGUACCGAAUAAAGUACUCAUACAGUCAUACCCAUCCUAUCCCACCUACAACUCGAAUUGGGAAACAAAUCAAAUCAAAAUUUUCAUCCUACUCUUAAUAUGUUGACACCAAAGCACAACGCUUUAGCUUUGAGGGUUGCGAAUAAAGACUUGGUUUAGUAGUAAAACUACCUUGAACCUGAAAGUUACUUGGUUUAAGUAUUAAGAAUUGCGAAUAAAGUUAAAGACUUGGU